AUGACCGCUGAGAGAGAUGUAACCAUGAUUGCAAACAGCCUUGAAGACUUGAAACUCAAUCUCAAAGUUAUGCUUGAGCGCGUUGAAGCACUCGAGAGUGUCUUAUCUAUGCGGACAUUACCGAUCCCUUCAGCCCCUUGUACUUUGCUGCUACCGUUGGAGAUCAUUGGCCUUAUACUUGAGAAUCUUACCCAGCGUGACGUUUAUCCAUUUCUAUCACUUUCGAGAGGCAUUAACUACGUGGCAAGAGCGCGAUUGCUUCGGCAAAUUUGUGUUGUGGCGGAAGGGCAGGUACCUAAUCUCCACGAGUCAAACGAGGACUUGAAGCUGUGGCUGAUGCUUACAACUCAUCAGUUUUUCAUGAUUGUGGAGCUGAUUAAAAGCUGGCCUGGGGUCACCGUUGUUUUGCAUCAGCCUCAAUUUUCUCAGGCUCUUAUUAACAAAAUUAAAGAUAAGGUGGCACCCGCAGAGGUAAUCGUCGUUGACAGCAUAUCGAUUAGGCCAAAUGGUAUGCUUGAACGUCUUCAAACUGUGAAAGCUUCAAACGAAGAUGCAUUGAGGCAACUUAACAGUGAUGUUGAUACCUCAAUCAUGUUGACACCCGAGGUGGCCACGGAACAUCUCUCACGGCUCACGUUGGUCGGCCCCAGCAUUGAAAUACCUAAGCUUCACUCAAAACUCGACGUCGACUGUCUCGAAAUCUUCGGCGAAGUUAAUGGGAUCGACCAGUUCCUUAACCUUGGAGCUAUCAGUCAGUUGACUGUUGCAAGUGCGUGCGUGAAAUAUAACCUGACAAUAUAUCAGCUCGCCCCACAAUUCAAGAACUUGAGAGAUUUGUGCCUUGCAGGGUCAUUCUUUGGAAGCCAGUUCAUCCCAGCGUUUCCGGAUACGCUUCGACGUUUAGUGGUCCAUUGGAUAACCGGAUUUCCCACCCCUUGGACUAUAUCAUCAGGCGCGAGCCAUUAUAAGGCAGAACUUGCAUACCUAGAGAUUUGCCUGGGCACAAGUUUUCCUACCAACACAUGGCCAAGACCGUCUUUGAGUGUUGAACCCGAUCCUAAAGUUGACACAAAAGAGAUACUAGAAGAAUUAAAGCUGGUCGAUUUUGCUCAGCUUGCAAUUGUUGUGAUUCAAGGGCGCCGUUUCCUUCCUCGUCGUGUAUUAGGUGAGUGGUAUGAAACCAUAGAGGUGUGA
Molecule: messenger RNA, 1194 nt
Organism: Diutina rugosa
Lineage: Eukaryota; Fungi; Ascomycota; Pichiomycetes; Serinales; Debaryomycetaceae
Exons: 1
Coding region: 1-1194 (397 amino acids)
Source: RefSeq, a predicted model, not a curated record